AUGGUAGAAGGAGGUUACCUCCACUGUUUGCCUCAUAUUAGUUCUUACAACGUUUUCAUAAAAACAGAGGAUAUUCAUCCGCGCGAAACUUUAUCAGAGGCCCAGAAGGAGAAAUUUAAUUCUGUGAUGAAAUGCAUCCAUGGCCAAGAAACUCCGGAACAGCUAAAAGAACGGAAAAAAAUUGGCAACCGAAAACAAGAUCAGAAACAAGAUCAGAUCAAACAAGAUCAAAUGCAAGAUGAACACGGUGCACAAGAUAAAACAGUCAAAAAAAUCCCUGUUAUGUGGUAUCAUAAAGAUGCAUCAGGUGCAAAUUUUUACAAGAUGCCGUCUGGAGGAAGUAAAGAAAUAAUACUGGAUGUUAAAACACACUACACUGUAGACAAAAUUACUGAAAAAUGCAUCGAAGCUUUCAAGAAUGAAUUAAAUCAUAACUAUUUUGAAAAAAGUUUCAUCGAAAUAGGAAGAAAAAACCAUGAUGUCAUUAUAGAUUUUGAUUUAAAGCCAAUUGCAGACAAGAACAUAAUGGUGGUAAGUGAUAUGAAUAAAUGCAAGAAAGAUCAGAAUUCAAAAGAAAAUAGUUCUCCAUCGAUAAGCUUGGAUCAAAUGCCCUCCUGCAAUUCAAUUUUCAAAACACCAGUGAUCUCUAGAAUUAAAAGUUCUCCAUUGAAAAAGAAAGUCAGUGUGGAGUUUUCUGAACAGUUAAAUGUUCCUACAAAGAAAUCAAAAAUAUCUCACAUAAAUGAUGUCAGAAAUGUGAAAAUAGACGUUGCCAUUGAGGUACCCAUGAGUGACUUUACUUUCCCAGAUGUGGUAUUGGGAAGAGGUGCUUUUGGAGAAGUUCGUAAGGGAGAUUGGAAUUUCACUGAAGUUGCUAUUAAAACCAUAGACUUAUUACAAGAAGAUCCUAAAGAUAUCAUAAAAGAAGUGGCUAUACUGCGACAAGUUGUACAUAAAAACAUUGUCUCCAUUAUGGGAUACGCUAUGAGUAACAAUGAUUUCUAUAUCAUCAUGGAGCUUGUUGAUGGUUACACCCUAAUGGAAUUAAUAUUUAAAGAUCGAAUCAAAUGUAUAUUUCCACUUGACACUUCAGACAAGAUCCAGAUAACAUUUCAAAUAUUACUUGGACUUGCAUUCCUUCAUGGCUUUCCAAAGAAGAUUGUGCACCGAGACAUAAAACCAGCUAAUAUACUUCUGACCAAAGAAAAAGGUGUUAAAAUAUGUGAUCUAGGAGUAUCCAAAAUCAACGAGCUCUACACACAAUUAAUGACCACUCAUGGUCGAGUAAAUUGUGCUGGUACGCCAAUGUACAUGGCUCCUGAAAUUUAUAUCAACCGCCAGCAAGCAACAGAGUACUCAGAUAUGUGGUCAUUUGCUUGCACUAUUGUCGAGUUAUUUAAUGAAAAGCAUGUCUGGCGCAUAGCAAACUCACAAAAAAAUCUGGUAAAGCUGUUGAAAGAAAAACGUACACCAGAAUGUGAUAACUUACCUGAUAUUAUAAAAGCACAGGUGAAAAAGUGA
Molecule: messenger RNA, 1521 nt
Organism: Trichogramma pretiosum
Lineage: Eukaryota; Metazoa; Arthropoda; Insecta; Hymenoptera; Trichogrammatidae
Product: extracellular signal-regulated kinase 1-like
Exons: 4
Coding region: 1-1521 (506 amino acids)
Biological process (GO): protein phosphorylation
Molecular function (GO): protein kinase activity; ATP binding
Source: RefSeq, a predicted model, not a curated record